AUGUGCUCCUCCAAGGUCCGGACUCGCUGUUCGAGAGCCCGGACCCGGCCCACGGCCGAUUCAGCGGCAGUCUCCGAGGUUGUGGCCUUUAGCUCUGCCCCUCCAAUGCGAUGUUCAAGUUUUUCAGUUUCUCAGUCGUGCUUUUGCAGCGCGACCGAGAGAAACUCCCACCUGCUCCUGGAUUCCUCGAUAAAGGCGUCGAUCCUCUCCUGCAGCUGGUUGAUCCCGGAGACCAGGCUCGCCUCUGCAGAUCUCCUGGACAGUCAAAUACAGAGUGAGGAUAAGCAGCCUUUCAAUGUACACAGCUACACUAAGUAUCACCCAAUGGAAAAGAUCUACCAGUGGAUGGAACAAAUGAAGGAAAACUAUAAGGAGCUGGUGUCACAGCAUCUACUGGGGAUAACCUACCAGAAACGGCCAAUGUAUUAUCUAAAGAUCAGUAAAAAAUCCGAUAAACCCAAGAAGAUUAUCUGGAUGGAUUGCGGAAUUCACGCCAGGGAAUGGAUUGCUCCUGCUUUCUGCCAGUGGUUUGUGAAGGAGGUACUACAGACAUACACUGCAGACCCUCAAAAAAAUCGUUUCCUCCAACAUAUUGACUUCUAUGUUCUGCCGGUUCUGAACAUUGAUGGUUACAUUUACUCCUGGACAACAGACCGUUUAUGGAGAAAAUCCAUGUCUCCGUGUGACAACAGCUCUUGUUUUGGAACUGAUCUCAACAGGAAUUUUAAUUCACAUUGGUGCAGUAUUGGCGCUUCAAGAAACUGCUGUUCGAACACCCACUGCGGCUCAGCACCAGAGUCUGAACCAGAGACUGUUGCAGUUGCUACUUUUCUCCGGGACCAUCUACACGAUAUUUUGUGCUACCUGACCAUUCACUCCUACGGACAGCUGAUUCUUACCCCCUAUGGGUACACAAACUCAACAGCCAACAACCACGACGAAAUGAUGAGAGUUGGAGAAAAAGCAGCCGAUGCUUUGGAACAGAAACACGGGACCAAGUUCAAAGUGGGGCCUUCCUCCUGGAUCCUCUAUUAUUCGUCUGGCUCCUCACGGGACUGGGCAGGGGAGGUCGGGAUUGACUUUUCCUAUACGUUUGAGCUCCGUGACAAUGGGACCUACCAGUUCCUGCUCCCAGAGGAUCAGAUCCAGCCGACUUGUGAGGAAACCAUGGCUGCUGUGACGACCAUCAUUGAGCUCGUACAUGACAAACAUUUCCCGAACUCCUCUCCUACCAUUGUUGCUCUCUGGUCGGGUGUUCUGACCCCGUGCUUAUUAAGCUUGUACUUUGUGAAUUUGCUGUAG
Messenger RNA from Hemiscyllium ocellatum (epaulette shark), 1302 nucleotides. Its product is annotated as carboxypeptidase O-like. The transcript is spliced from 9 exons. Gene Ontology annotation, biological process: proteolysis. Lineage: Eukaryota; Metazoa; Chordata; Chondrichthyes; Orectolobiformes; Hemiscylliidae. Bases 1 to 1302 code for a protein of 433 amino acids. Gene Ontology annotation, molecular function: metallocarboxypeptidase activity; zinc ion binding. The record is from RefSeq and is a predicted model, not a curated record.